Ailuropoda melanoleuca (giant panda) is the source of this 3503-nucleotide messenger RNA. It is a transcript of the gene ARHGAP23, whose product is annotated as Rho GTPase activating protein 23. The record is from RefSeq and is a predicted model, not a curated record. Lineage: Eukaryota; Metazoa; Chordata; Mammalia; Carnivora; Ursidae. Gene Ontology annotation, molecular function: protein binding. Gene Ontology annotation, biological process: signal transduction.
GGUCCCUGCCCGCGCCCCCAGCAGUGCCCUGGCCGCAGAGCCGCCGCUGCCGCCCGAUGAAUGGAGUCGCCUUCUGCCUGGUCGGGAUCCCGCCCCGCCCGGAGCCCCGGCCCCCUCAGCUGCCACUCGGCCCGAGAGAUGGGUGCUCCCCUGGGCGCCCCCUCCCCUGGCAGGGGCCGCGGACGCUGCUGCUGCGCAAAAGUCUCCAGGAUGGCUUUGGCUUCACCCUGCGCCACUUCAUCGUGUACCCCCCCGAGUCAGCCGUGCACUGCAGCCUGAAGGAGGAAGAGAAUGGAGGCCGAGGAGGAAGAGGACCCUCCCCCCGGCACCACCGCCUGGAGCCCAUGGAUACCAUCUUCGUCAAGAAUGUGAAGGAUGACGGCCCCGCCCACAGAGCGGGCCUGCGCACAGGAGACCGGCUGGUGAAGGUGAAUGGGGAGAGCGUCGUUGGGAAGACCUACUCCCAGGUCAUAACUCUGAUCCAGGAUAGCGAUGAUACUCUGGAACUCUCCAUCAUGCCCAAGGACGAAGACAUCCUCCAGCUGGCCUACUCCCAGGACGCCUACCUGAAGGGGAACGAGCCCUAUUCUGGAGAGGCCCGGAGCAUCCCAGAGCCGCCCCCAAUCUGCUACCCUCGCAAGACUUACGCCGCGCCAGCCCGGGUCUCCACCUGGGCCACUAUGGUGCCUGAGCCCCUCUCAGCACUGCCCAGUGACCCCCGGAGUCCUGCCGCCUGGAGUGACCCGGGGCCCCGCGUCCCUUCCGCUGCCCGUACCCAUCCGGACAACUCUUCCUUAGGGAUGAGCCAGCCCCGCCCCAGCCCCGGUGCCUUCCCCCGCCUCCCCUCGGAGCCCCGGACGCCCCGUGCCUUCCCUGAGCCUGGCGGCCGGGUGCCUCCCAGCAGACUGGAGUGCCAGCAGGCCUUGUCACACUGGCUGUCAAACCAGGUACCCCGCAGGGCGGGGGAGAGACGGUGCCCUGCCAUGCCCCCCCGGGCCCGCAGUGCCUCCCAGGACCGGUUGGAGGACGUGACUGCCCACCGCCCAUGGCCCUGCUCCACCUCCCAGGGUGCCUUGAGCCAGCUGGGUCAGGAAGGCUGGCACCGAGCUCGCUCUGACGACUACCUGAGCCGGGCCACCCGCUCCGCCGAGGCCCUGGGGCCAGGGGCACUGGUGUCACCCCGUUUUGAGCGCUGUGGCUGGGCUUCCCAGCGUCCGUCUGCCCGCACCCCUGCCUGCAACUCCAGGGACCUUCCCGCACCCCAGGCCCCACCCCCACCUGGUCUCCAAGGCCUGGAUGACAUCGGGUACAUUGGCUAUCGGAGCUACAGUCCAUCAUUCCAGCGCCGGACUGGCCUCCUGCACGCGCUCUCCUUCCGGGACUCACCCUUUGGGGGGCUGCCCACCUUCAACUUGGCUCAGUCCCCGGCAUCGUUCCCACCAGAGGCCUCCGAACCACCCAGGGUUGUCUGCUCAGAACCCAGCACCCGUGCUCUGGAGCCUCCCGCCAAGGAUCGUCGCGACGAGGUGAUCCUGAGGCAGAAACCGCCCACCGGCCGCAAGGCCCAGCUGCCCCCCACAAGACAGAUGAACCUUGGGUUUGGUGAAGAGUCCCCAGAGCCAGAGACCAGCGGGCGAGUAGAACGCCUGGGCCGGAAGGUGGCCCCUUUGGCCACUACUGAAGACUCCCUGGCUUCCAUUCCCUUCAUUGAUGAACCCACCAGCCCCAGCAUUGACCUCCAAGCCAAGCAUGUCCCUGCCUCCGCUGUGGUCUCCAGCGCCAUGAAUUCAGCCCCCGUCCUGGGCACCAGCCCAUCCUCCCCAACCUUCACCUUUGCCCUCGGCCGCCAUUACUCCCAGGACUGCAGUAGCAUCAAGGCCGGCCGCCGCUCCUCCUACCUGCUGGCCAUCACCACAGAGCGCUCCAAGUCCUGUGACGAUGGGCUCAACACCUUCCGGGAAGAGGGCAGGGCUCUGAGGCGCCUGCCAAACCGAGUUCCCAGCCUGCGGAUGCUGCGAAGCUUCUUCACUGAUGGGUCCUUGGAUAGCUGGGGCACAUCCGAAGAUGCCGAUGCUCCCUCUAAGCGCCACUCGACCUCUGACCUCUCAGACGCAACCUUCAGCGAUAUCAGGAGAGAAGGCUGGUUGUAUUAUAAGCAGGUCCUCACCAAGAAGGGGAAGGUAAGGUGCUUGCCGGGAUGUUGGCUGGCUGUGGGCACUGAUGGGCUCUAUUUCUUCUUUCCUCUCCUCCAGGACCCCGGCUGUGCCAACCAAGCUCUGAUCAGCAAGAAGCUUAAUGAUUAUCGCAAAGUCAGCCAUAGCUCUGGGCCCAAAGCUGAUUCCUCCCCCAAAAUCUCUCGUGGCCUGGGGGGCCUCAAGUCUGAGUUCCUCAAACAGAGUACUGCACGUGGCCUCAGGACUCAGGACCCUCCCGCAGGGAACAAGGAUGACAGUGCUGCCCCUCCCAAGACCCCCUGGGGCAUCAACAUCAUCAAGAAGAACAAGAAAGCAGCCCCCAGGGCAUUUGGGGUCCGGCUGGAGGAGUGCCAGCCGGCCAUAGAGAACCAGCGGGUACCCCUGAUCGUGGCCGCGUGCUGCCGCAUUGUGGAGGCACGGGGGCUGGAGUCCACGGGCAUUUACCGAGUGCCAGGCAACAACGCAGUGGUGUCCAGCCUGCAGGAGCAGCUCAACCGCGGGCCCGGUGACAUCAACCUGCAGGAUGAGCGCUGGCAAGACCUCAAUGUGAUCAGCAGCCUGCUCAAGUCGUUCUUCCGAAAGCUGCCGGAGCCUCUUUUCACCGAUGACAAAUAUAAUGACUUCAUCGAGGCCAAUCGCAUUGAAGACUCAAGGGAGCGGAUGAAAACGCUGCGGAAGCUGAUCCGGGAUCUCCCAGGACACUACUAUGAAACACUCAAAUUCCUCGUGGGCCAUCUGAAGACCAUUGCUGACCACUCGGAGAAAAACAAGAUGGAGCCCAGGAACCUGGCCCUGGUCUUCGGGCCGACGUUGGUGAGGACGUCUGAGGACAACAUGGCGGACAUGGUGACCCACAUGCCGGACCGCUAUAAGAUCGUGGAGACGCUGAUCCAGCAUUCAGACUGGUUCUUCAGCGAUGACGAGGACAAGGGAGAGAGAACCCCCGUGGAUGACAAGGAGCCUCAGUCGGUGCCCAACAUUGAGUACCUCCUGCCUAACAUUGGCAGGACCAUGCCCCCUGGUGACCCAGGUUCCGAUUCCACCGCCUGCAGUUCAGCCAAGUCCAAGGGCUCGUGGGCCCCCAAGAAGGAGCCGUACGCCCGGGAGAUGCUGGCGAUCUCCUUCAUCUCGGCGGUCAACCGCAAGCGGAAGAAGCGGCGGGAGGCGCGGGGGCUGGGCAGCAGCACAGACGACGACUCGGAGCAGGAGGCGCACAAGCCCGAGGCGGGGGCGCCGGCGCCGGGGGCGCGGGACCAGCCGGAGGGGCCACUGCCGGCCGCCGCCGCUGCCCCCCCGCUCUCCUCUUGA